Molecule: messenger RNA, 5261 nt
Organism: Amoebophrya sp. A120
Lineage: Eukaryota; Dinophyceae; Syndiniales; Amoebophryaceae
Source: the annotation of a GenBank genome assembly
GUUGCUCAUCGUUGAACGACGGAAACAGCUGCGAACGACAAUGCAGAUGAUCCUCGGCUGAUAGGAUGACAAUGAUCGCGUUCUUACGUAGAUACGAGUCCGACCAGAAGAAACAUUACAGGCUACGAACAACUAAGCUGGUGUGUGUUGUCGUAGCCAACCUCUGUCACUGUCGGUGACGCUGCCUUUUGACUUUUCACCUACGCGGCCGCUGAGACCGUCCUGAUGGAAACAGACCUGCCAUGCGGAACACUCUGAUGGGAGCAGACCAACUUUCGUUUUUCGCAGAAGAGUGUAGUGGGGAUCAAUUAUGCAAAUAAGGCGGUUAUCGUUGUGGAAACCGAGCGCUCCACCAGCGUGCGGCCUUUCCCGACUGGAGGUCAGAAGCCUUUCGCUGGGCGGAAAAAGCACAUCCAUGUGAUGGCUGUGACGCAGCUGGAGUCUCUGCUUCUGUACUGAAGGCACUGCAAUAUGCUGUGGCGGACAAAAGAAAAUGCUUCUUUUUUGCUGAUUCUUUUCCCCACCCGCCCCCAGAAACGGAGUCGCAGCAUUGAAUGAAAUGUGUCAGCCAGAGAGAUCCGAUCUUGCUUUCAGAUCACGUAGAAAUAGCGAGCAUCGACCAGCUACUACAAUUCGUUUGAAGCACGACCAGGAACCCAGGAGCUUCAUGUGCGCUAUAUCUGCUUAGUCUCGCAGCACCGGACGUCUUUCUUCAUAUUGUGAUCCCCCCUGUCGAUUGAUAAAAGCCGUGCCUUUCUGCCGUGGCUUUGAUUUCAAUGAUGCGCUUGAGUUUAUUCACCUUCAUUCCUCUGAUCCGUUGACAACCAGGGCGCAUGAGUUAAUUCUUGAGCAUAAGUAAGUAGAAUGCCUCGACGAAAAAUACCGCACGGUGGUAGCAGCUGUAUCGCUAUGAGUGCCUGUCCCCACAGGAAGCACGCGCGAAAUUGACGUUGGUCAUCGCUUUCCAAAAAGCAUAAACUGAUUCCAUGUCUUCACCACAGUAAAGGAAUGUUGUAUCCUCGCAAUGAAGACAUGACAAUGAAACUCAUGAUGGUUAGCCCGGUGGCGUCCCUUCCUACAGUUGUAAAAACGAGCAAUAAUAGCAACAAGAAGAGCAGUUUGAAAACAAGUGAUUCGUGUGUAGUGGUCGGUGGACUUCUGCGAAUGCUGACAAAUGAUGAGCUCACCGUUGCGCGACAUCCUACCGCUGAUAAAAGUGAAGGACUGGACGUCGCCCUUUAGGCAUCAGAAAAAAACUGUCGGCGCUGGUGGGUCUCGUAGGCUGUGCAUGAAUUGAAGCUGAUGUGGUAUGCUUUCUCCACUCACGACGCACACCCAAACCACCUUGCGUCUCUGUGUCUUGCUCUGAAGCUUCUUACUAGCUUGCGGUGAAUGCAUUUCAUUUUGAAACUGAGGCCGGUAGUUUUUUUUUGUUUCCUUCCAUACUCCCCGUGCAGUCUGGUUUGCAAACCUAUUCUUUGCUGCAAUCACACCCUUUGCCUUUCAUUCGAUCUACUUCUCUAGUGAUGUGCUAAGCAUCUGCUUCCCAGAAAACAAAAUGAAUCGUAGAUUCUCCUACUUGUGAAGCGCAUCGGUCAUCUUAUUUGAACUUGCGGCCUUCGUCAGUUUGAAGAAGAUGACUUAGUUCAUGUUUCGAACCGAUGCAAAAGGAAUUUCCUUCGCGAAGCGCUUGACUUUUCCUCCGCUUGCAGAAGAAAGUGACAAGUUGCAUCUUGUUAUCUGACAAGCGAACAGAAACUACAGAUCAAGGCUUUACAACCCUUUUCGAUUUGCUGAUUUCUUGACAUUAAGGCGUCCUGAGCGGCCUCGACGAAGAACGAACCUGGCGAUGCCGCGGGUGUCUGUACAUCGAGGCGUUCCUUCGGGAGCUUCAGUUGCAGGGAAAGCAGGCGCUGCUGUCCACGGCGUUUUUCUAUCUGCAGGUCUUCCACGCUUACAUUCCGUUCGACCGAGAAGACCUUGGAGUGACCGCGCUUGGCUGCGUGUUUCUCGCCUGCAAAGUCGGCGAAAGCCAAAAGAAGAUGCGAGAAAUCGUGAAGGCUUACCAAGCCGAGCUGCAGGCUGCUGCAGUCUCCUCCGGGAACCCAGCACAACAAAUCAACGCGUCGUACAGAAACUGCGACUCCAUUUUUCCGUCCCACAUGAAGAAAUGUUGCAACAAACGCGUUCCUGUCAGUACAGCUUCGUCGCACUGUGGAUCUUCGUGCAAUUUAUUACUACUUUUCUAGAUGAAAAGAUCAUUUGAAGACUUAAAAAGUGACCUGGAACCACCUAAACAGUACCGCCGGCGCGCUGAGCGAGCUGGAGGUGUCCGAAUUACGCGAUCAGUUGCACAAGAUCGAGUUCUUUGUGCUGCGCGCCAUCAAGUUUCACCUGGAAAUGCCGCCAGCGGAGGGGCGAUUGAUGCUGGAUGUGUAUCUGAAGCGCUUUCGUGCUCUAUUCGUUGACGGGCGGUUUGAGCUGAUCACCGAUGAAGACGGUGGGGACGCGGGCAACAUGAGUGCGGCGAUGCUGGACCACGCUAUGCAUGGAUUUGUCGACUCAUACACAUGAAUCGUGAAGCUGAAGAAGAAAGCUUCAAUCAUCUUCAUCGCGCUGGUUCAAAUGUUGAAAAUGUUGGGUCUCCGAGUUCAUCGAUUGCGAUAUGUGUAGGUCUGCAAAUUCCCAAUUCCAACUUCAUACAACGAGGCAGCCAGAUCAGGACUCGAGCCGCGAUUACUGGUGCAGACUGCGAGGACGGCCGCGAGGUAGAAAAUGCGGAGCGCCGGUAUCCUACGCUCCCGUUUGCAGUGCGGAUCUUGGAAGAGGGCGCGACGUGGGAAGAGCAUCGGCUCCGCACGCCCUUUGUGGAACCUCGGUGGGGCGAGGACUCUGUGCUGACUCCACCGUGCACACUUCACUUUCGAUUGGACCAAGACGCGGAAGGCAAUAUCGACUUGCAGCCACGCGAAACUGCAAGCGCCGUGAGCAGCACCAGUAGCAAGGAACAAAACAAGAACCACAAGAGUAGAAGCAAGAUUGAGCUGCGCAACAGACUGGUGCAUCGCGUACUCGACCGCAGACUGAUGCUGAUCGAGGCUGCGAAGCGGGCCGGAGUGGAUCUCGAGCACGUUCAUGAGGAUUGGCUGGAUCCGCAGGUCUGGGCGGAAAUUCGGGCUACCGCGCGGAACUUCUACACGGACGCGUUUCGCACCUUCGUUGUGUUGCAGUUUCUGCCUCACAAGAUCGCACUGGCGGCACUGUUUCUGUCGAUUGUGUUUCGAUGUCAGAAAAAACCUGAGUUCGCUACGGGGUUUGACGACUUUGUGCAGUUUCUGGAGGAGGAGGAAGCGCGCGGAAGUAAUUCAUCUCCGAUGGUGGGACUUACGAAAAUGGAAGGACUAUAUCGAAACUUGUUUUAUUUGUCGCUCACCUGCUACUAGAAGAUAGUUAGAAGCGACCACGCAUGUUGUGCUGUUUCUCGCGUCCGUUCAUGGUCUACUUAGCUAAACGCAAGGUGUUGACUCUCAUUGUUUUCCUAGUAGCCCUGCACUUCGUUCUGCAUUGCAUCUUCCAAAUUGAGUUCCACUCUCAUUACAAAAUUGAGCAUGGCAACUCGUUGAAGACAAGUGUCACUAUGUCACAUGCAUAGCCUCACAGCCCUCGGGUUCUUCGGACCUGCAACAGCAGCGGAGUAGCACGGUGGAAAAUAACCAGAACCAGUCGAAGAAGUACGGACAGCAGGCGGACACCACGACACCGGUGGUACACGAUACGCCAUCGACGGCACCGCCGCCUCCGCCCUCGACCUCCACGUCCCGUCGGCGCACCGCUGGCGAUAUCGCGAAGAUACACCGCGUGGUUUCCGAGCUGCUUUGUUUUCUAGAUCCUUCCGUCUCCCCCGACGACCUGGACCACAUCUGGCAAGAAACCAUCACCAUGGUGAAGUGCCACACGAAGGAGGCGCAACGCGGCGUCCGGCUGAAGAAGCCCGCGAAGCCCUUCCGAGAAGACGACCUGAUGCACGUGUUUGCAGAUCGUCCCGAUAAUAUUAACAAUGUUCAGAGAGCAGGAGCUCCUGCCGCAGGAGUAAACGUCGAACAGGAGCAACAGGCGGAGAGGGUUGCUGCACGAGUUGGCAGUAGCAAAACCAGAAAUUAUGCCGCGGCAAGCAGUAGCAAAGCCACGGCGAAAAAAGUAGAAGCCUACAGUGCGGCAGACGACUUUGUGCAUCCGGAAAGAAAGCGGCUGCUUGAAGAAAAAAAGGCCUCGGAGCGGAAAAACCCACUGGUCGUCGUAUCGGAGAGCAAGAGACCGCCACCACCAGUCGCUAGUACUGUGCGCGGCGAGGGUCUCGCUCCGCCGCCGCCGCUACCGCUGACGAAGUUUGACAAAAGUUCGUCUUCGAAACGACCAUUGCAGGCGGCAGACGAGGACGAUGACAAGUACGAAGAUUCGAGCCAGAACAAGCGCAGUCGGAAAAAGCACACCCAGCGCAAGAAAAUACGGAGUGGUUCUUUGAAUGAUGCGGAGGAUGCGGAUCCACAAGAAAGCGAAGGAGAUGUUGACAAUUUCGACGAAGAAGAGUCUUCGCUGAAGAAGAGCAGCAAGGGCGAGCUGCAUAGACAGCAGUCCCUGUCCCUGGUGACUCCGGAGGAGGCUGACUCCGAUGACGCAGAACUACACGAGAGCGACCCUGGAGAAAAUGCACAAAAGCAGGCCCUCAGUCGCAGUUGCAAGAGAAAAAGUGCGCGUAGAAGGUCUUCCCGGCCGAGCGCCGCAGAAAACGGAGCGCCACGGGAUGAUAUUGAAGAUGUCGCAGAGCUGCAGGGGCCCCGAACAAGUCGAAGUAAAAACGAUCACAGGCGACGAGGAACAAGCGGGCGCAGGAAACGAAGAUCCAGAGCCAGCUCGUCGAAGAGAGGGAACCAGGCGAGCAGCGGGAGUGCCAAGCGAAGACGCGUCGUGCGCAGACCCACGCGGACCUCAAGUCUGUCCUCCUCUUCGUCGUCCUCCUCCCAUUCGUCCUCGUCUAGCGAUCCGUCUUCCCCUGAUGCGGCCACACCUGCAGAAGGGCAGGCGGAAGGCCAUGACAAGAAAUAGGGGUAGCGCGGCUACGCAUUGAGACUGCAUUUGUACACCUGACCUGCGAUCGUUAUCAUGAAAGCUUUUUCGUACAUUAGUAGUUUCUUUGACCCCUUUCACGACCUGACAAGGGAUGGCAAGCAACGCCGAGCUGCUUAUUUACGUCCACGCUUAUA